This is a messenger RNA of Lates calcarifer (barramundi perch), 3995 nucleotides long. Its product is annotated as tripartite motif-containing protein 16-like. The coding region runs from base 89 to 1762 and encodes 557 amino acids. Lineage: Eukaryota; Metazoa; Chordata; Actinopteri; Centropomidae. The transcript has a single exon. The record is from RefSeq and is a predicted model, not a curated record. Gene Ontology annotation, molecular function: protein binding; zinc ion binding.
UGAAGUAAAACCUGCCGAGCCCUCCCUCCCUCUCUCUCCCGUAUGUACAGAUAAAGUCAUCAGACACCUGCUCAGAUCAGAGAGUACCAUGGCGCAAGGGAUUCAACUUGAACGAGCAAAAUUCUGCUGCUCGAUCUGUCUGGAUCUCCUCAAUGAUCCGGUGACCAUUCCUUGUGGUCACAGCUACUGCAUGAGCUGCAUCAAGGACCACUUAGUUUGUGAGGAUCGUAAGGAGGUUUACAGCUGUCCUCACUGCAGACAGACCUUCAUACAGAGGCCUGUCCUGGUGAAAAACACCAUGUUAGCAUUUGUAGUGGAGGAGCUGAAGAAGACUGGACUCCAAGCUGCUCCUGCUGAUCACUGCUAUGCUGGACCUGAAGAUGUGGCUUGUGAUUUCUGCACUGGAAGAAAACUGAAAGCUGUCAAGUCCUGUUUGGUUUGUCUGGUCUCUUACUGUGAGAAACACCUGCAGCCUCAUUAUGAUAAACCUCAAUUAAAGAAACACAAGCUGGUGGACCCCUCCGAGAACCUCCAGGAGAACAUCUGCUCUCGUCAUGAUGAGGUGAUGAAGAUGUUCUGUCGUACUGAUCAGCAGUGUAUCUGUUAUCUCUGCUCCAAGGAUAAUCAUAAAGGUCACGACAAAGUCUCAGCUGCAGCAGAAAGGACUGAGAGGCAGAGAGAGCUCGUAUUCAUUCAGCAAAAAAUCAGGCAGAGAAUCCAGGACAGAGAGAAAGAUGUGAAGUUGUUUCAACAGGAGGAAGACGCUAUCAAUCACUCCGCCGACAAUGCACUGAGGAACACCGACAAGGUCUUCAGCGAGCUGAUCCGUAACAUUGAGAAAAGAGUCUCAGAUGUGAGGGAGAAGAUUAAAUCUCGGCAGAAAACUGAAGUGAAUCGGUACAAAAAGGUUCGGGAGAAGGUGCAGCAGGAGAUUGCUGAGCUGAAGAGGAAAGAUGCCGAACUGGAGAAGCUCUCACGCUCAGUGGAUCACACUCAUUUUCUAUUGAAUUAUCCCUCACUGUCACAUCUCAGUGAAAAUAAAGACCCACCCACCGUCAGAGUCCGCCGUCUGCGGUACUUUGAGAAGGUUACAGUGGCUUUGUCAGAGGCCAGAGAUAAACUACAGCAGGUGCUUGGUGAAGAAUAUGCAAAGAUCUCAAUGAUGGUAACUGAAGCUGAUAUUUUAAAGCCAAAUCCACAAGCAGAGCCCGAGACCAGAGCUGACUUCUUACAUUAUGCGUGCCAACUUACCCUGGAUCCAGACACUGCAAAUAGACAUCUGUCAAUAUCUAAGGGGAACAGAAAGGUAGCAUUCAUGAGAGAAGAACAGAAAUAUUCUCCUCAUCCAGACAGGUUUGAAUUUUCCUGGCAGGUCCUGAGUAAAGAGAGUCUGACCGGACGUUGUUACUGGGAGUUGGAGAGAAGUGGGAGAGGACUUUUAGUAGCAAUCACAUACAAGGACAUCAGCAGAGCAGGCAACUUCAGUGAAUGUGUCUUUGGACACAACGACAAGUCUUGGGCGUUGGAUUGUUACAAGAAUAGCUAUGAAUUCAGGCACAACAACAUAAAAACUCCCAUCCCAGGCACAUGGUCCUCCAGAGUAGGAGUGUACCUGGAUCACAGAGCAGGUAUUCUGUCCUUCUACAGCAUCUCUGAAACCAUGACUCUCCUCCGCCAAGUCAAGACCACAUUCACUCAGCCUCUCUAUGCAGGACUUUGGCUUUCAGAGGGAGCCACUGCUGAGAUUUGCCAGCUCAAAUAGACGUUGCUGUGUUACGGCAACGCAGCCACCAGAGAUCUCCAGGCAGUCAAACAAUUGUGACGAACUUACGAUAGUUACGAUGGUUAUUUUUUUGAACGAUGGGGGUGUCACCACUCAGUGUAUGAUAUUUUAUGAACUGCAUUUUUUUGGAUUAUAAAACUUUAUUCUCUGUGUUAACUAGUCACCACAACCACUCAAAGAGAGUGGAGGGAAAGGGGACAGUAUUUCAGAGUGAUACAAAUGUGUUAAGUUUCAUAUUAAAUCUAUUUUUCUUUGUUACCUUCUGCCUGUUUCAGGACAUGGGUCUGUUAUUUCUGAAUAUUUUUUUCAGACUAAAAUAGAACUGUAAAAUUCCUUGCAAUUAUCAGCUCCAUUAAAUAUUAAUUAAUUAUUCUUUUUCUUUCAGAGAAUUGUUUAUAUGUGUUGAUUUAUAUGCUUGAGUGUUGACAGAUUUUUGCAUGUUCAGCUGACUCUGGCACAAGCAGUAAAUUACAAUUAAUUUAAUUGGCACUGUUCCAGUUAAAGUUUGUUCCUAUUUUACUACCAAAUGACAGGAAACCGUUUGAAAUUGUUUGGAAAUUAUGGACCCAUGUGCCUUCUAUACUUUUGAGUCUUUAGAAUUUAUCUCUGUUUUCAUCUCCUUAUCUUAUUGUUUAAAUUAUGUCAUGCCACAUUCUGGUUUGCCAUCUUGAUUGGCAGUGCACAUUCACAAUCUGUGAAUCAGUGAUUUGGCACUCACACUUGUGACUCAUUAUUCUUACCUAACAGGGAAAAGAAAAAUAAACAUGAGGACCUGCUGCUUUCUUACGGUAAAUGUGUAAUGUGUGUCAUUACAAGAAUGUUGCUGCUUACGUUUUGCACCUUAUCCUGUCAAGCAAACAUAAUCCAGUGGUAAUAGAAAAGACUGAUGUGUAGAUGUUUAUCUGGGUUUUGUCCUCUACGUAUGUUUUGUUAGUGAUUUGACAUUAAUAAAUCUUCACAUGUGGCUCAGUCCUGCAGUAAAUCUUACUUCAUGAAGGUUAGAAUCUGUUGAAACUGUUGAUUCAACUGUGAGAUCAUUUUGGAGGCUGCAGUUUGAGGUGCUGCUGAGCUGUAUCAAAUUAUACAGAGCUGUUUCUGUUGUUUAGCCUACCUUCACUUUUAUAAAUGAUGUGAAAAACACUUCAAUUAUAAGCAGGCAACAUAAAAUAUCCACAGGUGGUGAUACAGGAGUAUUUUCAUCAGUAUUUGAGGAAUGAAAAGGUGGUUUCAGAAAGUUGCUGUGUUCAUCUGUCCCUCUACACAGAUUUUUAUGGAGGGGUAAAACAUAAUUAUGACUGCAUCUUACUUGGCAGCAAUUUCCAUUAUAUUUUCCAUUAUGUUUUCAGCUCCAAACUCAGCUAUCACUACUCUGAUGUUUUGAUGACCACAACAGAAAGCUGUGGUCCAAUCAUUUUUGCCUUGUUUGAUUUGAUUCAUGCCUUUUAUCUGCCAGUUUUGUUUUAUUUACCCAAAGCUGGUGUAUGGCUAUACUUGAUCUGACAUAUUGGCUCAUUUUGCAAACUGAAAAGCAAGAUUCACAUUCUUCAGUAAGAUAUUGAUAAAAGAAUUGUUUUCGUACAGAUGUUAUAUUGAUACUGGCGUUGAAGGAUUUCCAAAUGACCCUCAGUCUUUUGUAGGCAUGACAAUGCAGACUAUCAAGUGGCCAAACCUGUCUAAUGAAUGAGUCAGUUGCCUUGAGAUCAACCACUCUCUUACACUGUUCAGCGUUUAUGUACUUUGCCUCUGAGAACACUGCUACACAGCUCAUCUCUUAUUCAGAACAAGCUGUGAGCCAUGUAGUGUGAGCUUUUUUUUUUAAUGAUUAAUUCAGGCUUUUGUUAGCUUUUCUUCAUUGUCUUUGAUCUGCAAACUCACUACAAACCUUAAAUUAUUACACAGACAUCAGCCUAGAGUCUGUAAAGUGGAAAUAUAAUUUUGUGUUUCAUGUUUCCAAGAUUUUUACACCACUGGGAAAACUUUUAAGAAUUGGAAGUUUGCUCUGCUGUACAUUUGCUGUUGGUAUCUAUACAUUGAAAUUUAUUAACAUCUUUGUAACGAUGAAUGUUUUAUGAAGCACUGAUUAUGUGAAUAAGAGCACAUGCUAUUAUAUCCUGUUGUGUAUCUUACAUCAUGUCUAGUCCAAUAAUGUAUCCUGUUGUUCUAAAAUUGUACUGUUAUUGUAUUAUUUGUCAUCAUAUUUGUUAUUAGAAUA